AUGCACGGGGCACGCCCGAACAUAUACGUGGACGUGGAGCUGCGGGGCGGAGAGUUGCCUCCUGGCGUCGCGGCCAUAGCGGCAGCGGUGCUCGUGGUCCUCAUUCUCCUUGUGGUUCUCGUGUUUUUUGUAUGCCGCUCGCUCCUGAAGGCACAGUACAGUCAACCGGAGCGUGUUCUGGCCGAACCAACCAACACAGGGAGGUUUCCCCCCUCUCCUCCUGCCUACGGAAAUGCAAACUUGUGGAGAGAAACUUUUCUCGGGAUCGUUUGCGACAACGAAAAGUAUGUUCACAAUUCGGAAGCUCUGCAUGCCGUUUACGCCGUCCCGUUGGACCUGCGGCUCUGCGACGCGCUUGUCAACGAGGAGCUCCUCAAGGACAGGGAUCGUCUCUCUAGAGCGUGGGAGCGACGCCGCGCGCUGAAUGAUGUGUUCGGUGCUAGCGUUCACGACGUGAGCGGGGGUGCGAGCGUGGCGCCGUCACCGUCCAGUCGGAGCGGUCAGGACCCCUGUGACCCAGGCGGGCGGGCUGCGGAUGCCGCUUUCCAAGACAAAAUUUGA
This is a messenger RNA of Trypanosoma conorhini, 561 nucleotides long. RefSeq lists its product as uncharacterized. The record is from RefSeq and is a predicted model, not a curated record. Bases 1 to 561 code for a protein of 186 amino acids. The transcript has a single exon. NCBI's taxonomy places the organism in Eukaryota, Euglenozoa, Kinetoplastea, Trypanosomatida, Trypanosomatidae.